CGACAGACCCUCAUUACAUAUUCAAGGUGCGGUUGAGGAACAGGUGCCUGUGAAAUUAUCUCUUGUGCCUUUUGGAGAAGAACCCGAACGAAAUAUUGUCUGAACGUUUUAACAGAAGAUUGAAGAUUUGUUUUUCCUAAAAAUAGAGUAGGCCUACGCAAAUUACAUAUCGCCUCGUGUAAAGGUUUACCAAACAAAUCAAUUUUUGCUUGCGUCGAAGCGGUCCGUCCGGUUGAAAGGGCGCGGAGGAUUACUUGUUUAGCUGGUUGGACAAAAAAGUUCAACUCGAGUUUUAUUUCUUUAACGUUAUAAAAAUCGUGUAAAACUAAGAAUAGUUGAAAAUGGCAAACUCGGGAUUGCAGAUUUUGGGAUUUGCCCUUUCGAUGCUGGGUCUAAUUGGGUUGAUCAUUGGGACAAUCCUGCCACAAUGGAAGAUGUCCGCCUAUGUUGGAGACAAUAUCAUCACAGCAGUGGCCAUGUACCAGGGACUAUGGAUGUCUUGUGCGUUCCAAAGUACCGGACAGAUUCAGUGCAAAGUCUACGACUCCAUUCUACAACUUGACAGUUCCCUCCAGGCAACACGUGCCCUGAUGAUCGUUGGCAUCAUCGUCACGGUGGCAGGAUUGGGCGUGGCCACCAUGGGAAUGAAGUGUACCACUUGCGGCGGAGAUGACAAGACCAAGAAGUCUCGCAUCGCCAUGACUGGAGGCAUCGUCCUGCUGAUUGGCUCUCUUGCAUCUGUUGUGGCCUGUUCCUGGUUUGCUCACAACAUCAUCAAGGAUUUCUACAACCCCUUCACACCUGUCAACACAAAGUAUGAGUUUGGGUCAGCCAUCUUCAUCGCCUGGGCCGGAUCCUUCCUGGACAUCAUGGGCGGGGCCAUGCUCGCUGCUUCCUGCCCCCGGGGGAAGAAAGCCGCCACCCCCAAAUACCCCAUCUCCCGCCCCCCGGGUAGCAGCCACAAGGAGUUUGUUUGAGAUGGACGGUCCCCUGGUGCCUGAGCAGCACUGACAAGAUGCACGUCCACACCGGUCCCACUCAACACAGCAGUCCCUGCCCCGCUUCAGCCAGUUUCCUUUUGUAACAUUUUGUACUUCGUGUUUUUAAUUAUUUUGUAUUCUGUUUAUCUGAGGUUGAAGCCCUGCCUCCCUCUGUUACUGAUGUCUGUGAGGCCGUUAUGUUCAGAGAAAUCUGUGCUUGAUGUUUUUUUUAGAGCGUAGAUAACAGCCUGGGAUGUUUACUUCGGUAAAGCAUGUAGAUUGUCAGUCUCAGGGAGAAGUGUAACAUUUCCCUCAAACUAUCACUCUAGCCCCACAUGUCUGUUAAUGUAUCCUACAGAGGCCUUGUGAUCUUGGUGGUUGAAAUAGCUUGAUGCUGUGGUGAAAUGUGUGAAACGGCCAAGUUAGUUUUUUUAGCCAACACCAUUUAGAGUUGGCGUAACACUUCUGUCAAUGUGAACCUCUAACUGGUAAUGCUGAAUAUAUAUGUAUAUAUAUAUUGUGAGCUCUGCUUGCUAGUUGAAGUCUCUCUGGCCCAGACAACCUUAUCCGAAGCUUAACCAAUCAAAAGGAAGAUUUGUAUGCCAUUAACCAUGCCCAUAUUAAUUACUCAAGUGUAGAAUCUUAGAAGGGGGGGAAACACUUUAACUUUUCUGACUUGUGCCCUCAAUUGUAAAUAAACACGAUUCAUUUUAUAUAUCACAAACUCUUCUUAUUAAAAUGUCCAUAUUACACUUACUAUGGUUCAUCCUAACUACAGUAUAGUUUAGUAGUGUGAUGAACCAGGUUCCUAAGCUUUUUCUAAUCUCUCCCUCUUACUCAACUCCCUCUUACUCAACUAUGUUCUAGCUCUCAACUAUGUUCUAGCUCUGAAAAGGUUUUCUCUUGUUAAGAUUUUCGUGUUCCCAUUGGUAGAUUUAUGAUAUAUUAUGCAAUGCUCAAGAACAUUUAACAUUUUAAGAGGUUCUCCCAUUUUGUGAUUUUUUUUAUAAUGGGCUUUGUGUCAAUAAAGUGCGGACAAAAUGUUUUGCCAGGUAAGUUUUUGGUUGGUGACUCCAAAUUAUCUUGGCUUUCAACACUACUCAUGAUUCAUGAAUAAAAGUCUUCAAGUGAAGACCCAUGGCGUAUAGGCUGUAUGAUAUUAAAAGUGGUUGUUUUACACCAAAA
Molecule: messenger RNA, 2165 nt
Organism: Osmerus eperlanus (European smelt)
Lineage: Eukaryota; Metazoa; Chordata; Actinopteri; Osmeriformes; Osmeridae
Product: claudin-7-A-like
Exons: 4
Coding region: 342-977 (211 amino acids)
Biological process (GO): cell adhesion; bicellular tight junction assembly
Cellular component (GO): plasma membrane; bicellular tight junction
Molecular function (GO): structural molecule activity
Source: RefSeq, a predicted model, not a curated record